AUGUCUGGUUACGGCUACGGUCCGCCUCCUCCGCCUCCUCCACCGUCAAGUUCCGGUUACUCGUCGCAUCCGAGCGUUUCAUAUCCUCACAAAGGUCCAAAUAGGGGAGGCGGGGGAUUUCAAGGUUCUCGGGGUCGCGGCGGCCAGUAUCCCCGUUCUCGAGACCAUCAUGGACCUUCUCAGGCUCCGUUCGAAUAUUCGCGUCAACCCUAUCCACCACAUCAUCAGGCCUCCUACAGCGGCGCACAUGCUCCUGUAGGCAGUUAUCCGCCUCAUCCGCCUUAUCCGCCACAGUGGCCUGGUGAACAUGCCGCUCAUGCACCUCACGGCACACAUCCCCAUGCCCCUGCACCCUUGUCUACUUCCAACUACCACCCAGGUUAUGGCCCUCAAGCAUAUCCAACAACUUCCCAGCAUGCGCAACCGCCAUCAUAUGCCUCCACACAACCAUAUGGGCAGCCAUAUCAGGUCCACCCAGUUCAAACUCCUUCGCAUUGGAGUCCACAGGGUCCUCCUCAGCCCUCACAUUACCCCAACAGUCGCGGACGUGGAGGGUAUGGCGAUCGUGGAGGCCCAAAGCCGCCCGGGACGGAACAUGUUCGUCAUGGGUACCUGCAUGAUCCUUUACCACCGGCUGUAGUGCCAUAUGACCAGUCAUACCCUCAUAAUCCCCGUGCUCCUCGUGUUCCUCUAUCGCCGUUUCCAUAUCCCGGCCAUCACCCAAGGAGAGGCCGAGGCGGCGGGAAUAAAGAUGGCUUCCGCGGCCGCAGUGGUCAUCAAUCCAAUCACUACAAUAAAAACCGCACUGGCAAGCAGCACAACAGUGACAGUAAUAAGCCUAAGACAGAUACUCCCUCGGUUGGAAAGAAGAAGAAACGUAAGGUGAACACUCUCGGCCUAACUCCAGGAGUAGAAUCAGAAACCGAAGAUGAUGAGGGUGAGGAGAAGAUCCUCACAGAUUUGAUUGGUGCAGAAACCCUUCAAAUUAGUGACGUUGCUGCGUUCUUGGCUGAACGACGGAGGAAUUAUCCUACAAAAGCGCGAAUGGAGGCAAAGAAAGCUGCCGAGUUGGCGCAAAAGGACCAAGCCAAGACGGCAGAACUCGAAAAGCAGGCGGACAAGCUGAGGAAGCAGCUCCGUAAGGUUGAGUUCUCCAUCAAGCGAAAGCGAGAGCAAGGGGACGAAGGAGAUGAGAUGAGGGACCCAUCUGAUGACUCGGACGACGAGAAGCCAGAAGUUAUGUCUUCUCGAGUACAGACCGCACAACCACCCCCUUCUGCCAAGAAGGCGGAUAUAAGCCGUCAUUGCAAGUAUUACUCCACUGGCGGUACAUGUGGGAAGAAAGGCAAGUGCCGUUUCGUUCACGAUCCUGAGGUUAGGGAAGCAGCGAUCAAGGAGCGUGAGGCCAAUAAUGGCCGCCUGACCAUUCAGCAACGUUUGAUUCUGAAUGACAAGGACCAGGAGGACCUAGCCGUUCUUCAAUCCAUCAAUUACCUGCGACAAAUGGGUAUCAUGGCAUCUACAUCUAAUGGAGCCGAUGAGAAAGAGGGAACCCGGGAGGAAGAGACGGGGCUGGACAAUGAUAAGGACGGCACCCAGACCAACGUGGCGCCAGUGCCUGCGACGUCUCGGUCAAGUCUACUUCCUGCUGCUCCAGCCUCUUUGCCCCCUCCACCUGCCAAGAGAGAAACUACGCCACGUCAAAAUAACCCUCAGCCUGCAACUCUCCCUAGUGCUGACAGUGCCAGCGAUCCAGGGGUGAAGCACUAUGAAGGUUGGCUUUUACAACCGUACGGUAGUUCGAAUGGUGAGAAGUCCAAGACGGACGAUCUACCUUGA
Metarhizium brunneum ARSEF 3297 is the source of this 1839-nucleotide messenger RNA. RefSeq lists its product as uncharacterized. Gene Ontology annotation, molecular function: metal ion binding. The record is from RefSeq and is a predicted model, not a curated record. NCBI's taxonomy places the organism in Eukaryota, Fungi, Ascomycota, Sordariomycetes, Hypocreales, Clavicipitaceae. Gene Ontology annotation, biological process: box C/D snoRNP assembly. Gene Ontology annotation, cellular component: nucleus.